UCGGGGCGAGCGGGCGCGCAGGGGAGGCCGCCGCCGCACCAGCAGCAGCUGCAGCAGCAGCAGCAGCAGGAGAAGCAGCGCCGGCGUCGGGGCGCCUGAUCCGGGCGGAUGGCGGAGUCCGGGCCGCAGCCCCCGGGGGGCGCCCCCAGCCGCCACGAGAAGAGCCUGGGCCUCCUGACCACCAAGUUCGUCUCGCUGCUGCAGGAGGCCAAGGACGGCGUGCUCGACCUCAAACUGGCAGCAGACACCCUUGCUGUGCGGCAGAAGCGGCGUAUUUAUGACAUUACGAAUGUGCUUGAAGGCAUUGGGCUGAUUGAGAAGAAGUCCAAGAACAGUAUUCAGUGGAAAGGUGUAGGCCCUGGCUGCAACACCCGUGAGAUUGCCCACAAGCUGAUUGAGCUGAAGGCAGAGAUUGAGGAUCUGGAGCAGCGGGAGAGAGAGUUGGAGCAGCAGAAGAUGUGGGUGCAACAAAGCAUAAAAAACGUUACAGACGAUGUGCAGAACAGCCAGUUAGCCUAUGUAACUGAUGAGGACCUCUGCAAAUGCUUCCCAGGUGACACACUCCUAGCCAUUCGAGCCCCAUCAGGUACUCAGUUAGAAGUUCCUGUCCCUGAGGGCUUAAAUGGCCAGAAGAAAUACCAGAUCCAUUUGAAAAGUACAAGUGGUCCAAUUGAUGUUCUGCUAGUGAAUAAAGAUGCAUGGAGUUCUCCUCCAGUGGUGCUUCCUGUCCCUCCCCCUGAAGAUCUUAUUCAGUGUCAGACAGUCACACCUUCUAAGAGACCACCCAUUGCCCACUCCCGAGAGGCGUCUGUUCCCAGCCGUACACAACCUUCUGCACCUGUACCCAGCAGCACACAAGACCACAUCUGUGCUGCCCUGAAAACAACCUGUGCCACAGAAAGUGGCAUCUCAAUAGCAGAAUCCAAAAGCAGUGGGGAGUUGGACCCACUCAACCCCUCGAUGGCACCAACCAGCCCUCCUGCUGGGCUAGACACACAGCCCCUCCAGUCCUCUGCCUUGCUGGACAGUAGUUCUGUCCUGCCUAGUCCCUCUACCUCUUUUGAGCCGAUCAAACCAGACCCUACAGAAAUACUGGAACUUCCUAAAGAGCUUUCAGAGAUGUUUGAACCAGGCAGAGAAUGCAUGAGUUCUGAGCUGCUGGAAGAAUUGAUGUCUUCUGAAGUGUUUGCUCCUUUGCUCCGUCUCUCCCCACCACCUGGCGACCAUGACUACAUCUACAACCUGGAUGAGAGUGAAGGGGUGUGUGACCUCUUUGACGUGCCUAUCCUCAACCUCUGAUUCCUGGUGUUUGGCUGAAUACUUCGAAGUACUGUGUUUAUCCUUUUAAAAAAGCCACCCUGUCUUUGGAGAAAACAAACACGUCCCUCCAUUUUUAGGAUUCCUUUUUUGCUUGUGCUUAAGAGGCACACUGACCUGCUGCAGGCCUGAGACUUCAAGACAAAGAGGGAUGGAUUUCCAAACUGGCUGCCUUCAGCUCCAGCUCUCUCCUUCCCAUGUUGCAUAAGCCACGUCCUCUGGUUUUACUUUGCUCUAUCCUAGUUGUCCUGUCACUGGAUCCUGGGGCCUCCUUCCCAGAGGCCUGUUGUUGAAACUUCCUGAACAGCAAAAGUGCUUCCUUGGGUCUGCAGGCCUGCUUGGGCUUCAAUGCACUGCUUGGAGGCACUUUGUAUAACACCAGAGCUGGAUGCUUUGGGGCAAGGGCAAGCAAAAGUACUGGACCAAUUCAGCCUGAGAGGUGCAUAGGGGAAAUGACAUUUCAAGUCUCAGUCUCCUUUGUGUAUCCUGAAGUACAAUGAUUGUGCAGGCCAAAGGCUUUUCAUCUGCUCUACUCUAGCAUUGUAGUUAAAAACAAACAAAAACUAAUGAAACAAGUGCCAGUUUUGCACCGUCACUUUCCUCUCAAGAGUCAGGAUCAAGAAAUGGAUUGCCCCAAAUGCCAGCUAUGUCACUGUAUCAGCCAGAGAAGGUCCCUGUGGGAUGAUCUGCUGUGCUGUGAGGCUCCGAAUUGUCCUUCAUGAUAAGAGGGACUUUUGUGAGUAGAUGAAGCUGCGAUUGGGUAGCUCCUUUGAAAUUAGAUGCUGGCAGUGAGAUUUUUUCAAUGCACAGGCACCACAGGUUCUUUUGUUAAAUUGCUGAUUACAUUAGGUUGCCAGGUUGUGCAACUGAACAUGCCUCCAGAGCUUACCCUUGACAUGUCAUCUUUGUUUUCCACUAUCAAGUGUUUUUUACCCUUCCUCUGCUACCCGGCCAUUCUUUUCUGGUCCUUGAUCUGGGGAAGGGUGCACCACCGCCAUUGCACCUCCUUUGCACUUCUUAAAUUCUUGACAGCUCUAUCCAUAUGCCUCAUGGUCUGCACUUGUGUAUUUACCAGAUGCUGACACUUUACAUGGACUUGAUUGGCUUUUGCCUUUGCACACUGUAUAGCCCAGAUGCUUCUUAACUCCAUCAUGAGCUAUGAAGGGCUGGGGCUGAAUUGUAAGCCACCCUGUAUCCCAAUUCUAAACUUUGCUGCUUUGGUGAAAGCCCGGUUUCAUUGUGACAAGUGUGCUUAGCAAUGCAAAUAGCUUUGCAUGAGCUGCCAAGUCUAAGCCAGCCACAUAAACAAGGAAUGCUUAUCUUCUAAUGAGCACAUGGCCAGUGAGAACCAGUUGGAGCUGGCAAGGUCUACUUUAGUUUCAGGGUUUAGUAACCUUUGGCCUCUUGGUGUUUUGGUCGACAAGUCCCAUGAGCCCCAGCCUGUAUGGCCAAAGGUGGGCUGUGGGAGUCAUAGCUCCACUUCUGCUCCUUUGGUUCCUCCAGGUGGCACUUGACACCUGCAGUUUCUUCCCAUUCCUUCUAGGAUGGCAGGAUGCCUUUAGGAAAGUAGAAGUCUUUCCCACCUGCUCCUGUGUGCCAGCUCCCUGGUUGGGGUGUGUGUAUGUGUGUAUAUAUGUGUGUUUGAUCGGGAGAACUCCUGUUCAGCAUCCAAUCUUUCUUUCACCUUUGUGUCGACUUCUUACCCUCUCUUAGAUGACUUCCUGGAAAAGACACCUAGAGAAAAUGUACAAUGGGGUGAAAAUGAGUUUUGAUUCAUAUAUGAAGAUUAUUUUUAUACUUUUUUGCAGCAACAGAGACUUGACUGUAAUAUUUGUACAGUUUUUUUUCCUGAGUGAAUAAACAGGAACCUUUUCAAA
Messenger RNA from Sceloporus undulatus (fence lizard), 3194 nucleotides. It is a transcript of the gene E2F4, whose product is annotated as E2F transcription factor 4. Gene Ontology annotation, cellular component: RNA polymerase II transcription regulator complex. Gene Ontology annotation, biological process: regulation of transcription by RNA polymerase II. Gene Ontology annotation, molecular function: RNA polymerase II cis-regulatory region sequence-specific DNA binding; DNA-binding transcription factor activity, RNA polymerase II-specific; protein dimerization activity. Lineage: Eukaryota; Metazoa; Chordata; Lepidosauria; Squamata; Phrynosomatidae. The transcript has 10 exons. The record is from RefSeq and is a predicted model, not a curated record. The coding region runs from base 109 to 1299 and encodes 396 amino acids.